Messenger RNA from Penicillium brasilianum, 678 nucleotides. Lineage: Eukaryota; Fungi; Ascomycota; Eurotiomycetes; Eurotiales; Aspergillaceae. The record is from the annotation of a GenBank genome assembly.
AUGCCCUCCAUACUCGAGGACCCCUCCUCGCGCAUCCCCGCACCAACAGCACACACCGUCGCCGCAUCCACUCUAUUACCACGUCAUACCACCCUCCCCAAGGCAUCCGAUGCGGGCAUGACUCUUUACCCUAUCACGGGUGGCUCGUCGACUAUCCCAUGGGACCUGGUUAAAUUCCUACAUGCGGAAUUCAGCGCUGAAAUUGAGCGCGGUAGCACUUAUCCAAUGGAGAAACCGAUGGAGCUGGAGCAAUUUGCAGAGUAUUGGUUCGGGACGUUUGCGGUUAUUGCUGUUCUCGAUGCGGAUGGGGAGGGUGAUGAGAGUGAUGGGCUGAAGGAGGGGAGGGAUUGGGAAAAGGUUUGUUUGGGCACGUUUUAUAUUAAGCCGAAUUAUCCUGGCCGUUGCUCGCAUAUCUGCAAUGCGGGUUUCCUUACUACCGUCGCAGCACGUGGAAAGGGUGUUGGCCAGCAGAUGGGUGAAGCUUAUCUAGAAUUUGCUCCGAAGCUGGGAUACAAAUACUCCGUCUUCAACCUGGUCUUCGCUAAUAACCCGGCUUCCAUCCGUAUCUGGGAGAGACUUGGGUUCAGCGUUAUUGGACGGGUUCCUAAGGCGGCACGUCUCGCUAAUAGUGAGGAGCUGGUUGAUGCGUUGAUUUUUGGACGUGAGUUGGGGAAUUAG